UGGCAGCCCUGCUGGCUGUCAGUUUUAUACGCAAGUCAUUUCGGCAUCAAAGUCAUUCCGGCAUUUGGAAAUUUGUUUGUUGUUAAUUUCAAAGGCGAAAGAAGGAAAUACUACAGCUAUGUUUAUGACACGCUCCGAAUACGAUCGAGGUGUAAAUACUUUUUCACCCGAGGGCCGUCUCUUCCAGGUGGAAUAUGCCAUUGAGGCCAUCAAAUUGGGUUCCACAGCCAUUGGCAUUUGCACAAACGACAGCGUUGUUUUGGCCGUAGAGAAGCGUAUUACUUCACCGCUGAUGGUGCCAAAGACUGUGGAGAAGAUUGUUAAGGUGGAUGAGCAUAUUGGUUGUGCCACCUCGGGUCUAAUGGCCGAUGCACGCACCUUGAUCGAGCGUGCACGUGUCGAGUGCCAGAAUCAUUGGUUUGUGUACAAUGAAACAAUGACCGUUGAAUCCUGUGCCCAGGCCGUAUCCACAUUGGCCAUACAGUUUGGUGAUAGCGGCGAUAGCGAUGGCGCCUCUGCCAUGAGCCGUCCCUUUGGCGUUGCCAUACUCUUUGCCGGCUUUGAGAGUGGCAAACCGCAACUCUGGCACAUGGAUCCCUCCGGCACCUAUAUCCGUUACUGCGCCAAGGCCAUUGGAUCGGGCAGCGAGGGCGCCCAACAGAACUUGCAGGACAAAUACACGCCCGAGAUGAAAGUCAAGGAUGCCAUCGAUUUGUGCUUAAACACACUCAAACAGGUCAUGGAGGAGAAACUAAAUGAGACCAAUGUGGAGCUUAUGACCAUGACCAUGGAGAAGAAGGAGUUUACCAUGCUCAGCGAGGAGGAGGUGAAGAAACUCAUCGAGGAUCUGGCGUAAACUUUAUCAUACCGGCAUCUUUCUAAACACACAUUUGAUUAAAAAUACAUUUAUAUGUGAAUAAAGGGAUUCUAAAUCGAUCUACUUAGAAAUUA
Molecule: messenger RNA, 951 nt
Organism: Drosophila innubila
Lineage: Eukaryota; Metazoa; Arthropoda; Insecta; Diptera; Drosophilidae
Gene: Prosalpha5
Product: proteasome subunit alpha type-5
Exons: 3
Coding region: 119-856 (245 amino acids)
Biological process (GO): proteasome-mediated ubiquitin-dependent protein catabolic process
Cellular component (GO): proteasome core complex, alpha-subunit complex; nucleus; proteasome core complex
Source: RefSeq, a predicted model, not a curated record